CACUUUCCCUCUGUUUCUAUAAAAUCAUCCAAUUUUCCCACUCCUUAGUUACACUAUUAAUUACACCUUAUAAUGAACACGUUUUAUAUCAAAGAAUUUUAACACGAUUACCAUGAUUGAGUGGCCAGUUUUGAGGUGAAGAGCGAGUUUUUUUGCAAGGGAAACUGCCAUGAAGAGUGUUUGCUUUAACGUAUUCAAUUUUUACUUGUUAUUUUUGUUCAUAGUAGUUUCUCUUAGAUCAACUUCAGCUUUAUCUGCAAGUGGGUCUAGAAGAGAUAGUACUACUGCGAAGUUUAUUCUAGGGGAAGCGAAUUUAGGUCCCUGGAAGAAUAAGAUCACACAAGAGGCUCUAGCACCAGCUCCUGAAACGGAUGCUCCUUCAGGUACCCUUGUGCUGGCUGCAAACAGGACGGAUAGGCCGGACAUUCUACGACGAUUUCAUCGCUACCGAGGCGGCUGGGACAUUGCAAAUCGCCAUUAUUGGGCUUCAGUUGGUUUCACCGGUGCAGCUGGUUUCAUACUUGCUGCUCUGUGGUUUAUUUCAUUUGGCCUCGCACUCUUGAUUCAUGUAUGCUGUGGAUGGGGCAUUAACAUCAAGGAUGAAGGAUCACACCGUUCGCAACGAAUUUGUCUUAUUUUGAUCUUGUUAUUCACCUGCGCCGCUGCGGUUGGCUGUAUCCUUCUAAGUGUAGGGCAGGACAAGUUCCACGACGAGGCCUUGGAUACGCUCCAUUACGUCGUGAAUCAAUCAGACUAUAGGGUGCAGACUCUGAGGAACGUGACGGAGUAUCUGAAGCUCGCGAAAUCAAUCAAAGUAGCACAGAUAUUUCUCCCAUCUGAUAUCAUGGCAGAUAUUGAUAAUUUGAACGUUGAUCUCAAUGCUGCAGCAAAUACACUGUCGGAGAAGACACACGAUAACUCUGUUAAAAUACGUAAAGUGUUUAAUGAUGUGCGUCUAGCUUUGAUUCUGAUGGCAACAGUGAUGCUUCUUCUCGCUCUAGUUGGACUGGCUCGGCACGUGAGCCAAUGAGCUCGGCACCCGUAUCAAUCACCCGAAAUACUCGGCACGCAAACAACUAAAGCUGGCGUCACAUCAAACAAACUCGGAACAGGAGCAGAUAAGCUCGACCUCACCCAUUCGAAUAAAAAGACACGUGCAUCACAAAGCUCGGUC
Molecule: messenger RNA, 1174 nt
Organism: Arachis duranensis
Lineage: Eukaryota; Viridiplantae; Streptophyta; Magnoliopsida; Fabales; Fabaceae
Exons: 6
Coding region: 170-1030 (286 amino acids)
Cellular component (GO): membrane
Source: RefSeq, a predicted model, not a curated record